Ipomoea nil (Japanese morning glory) is the source of this 2204-nucleotide messenger RNA. Its product is annotated as probable aminotransferase ACS12. The record is from RefSeq and is a predicted model, not a curated record. NCBI's taxonomy places the organism in Eukaryota, Viridiplantae, Streptophyta, Magnoliopsida, Solanales, Convolvulaceae. Gene Ontology annotation, molecular function: pyridoxal phosphate binding; L-aspartate:2-oxoglutarate transaminase activity; aromatic-amino-acid:2-oxoglutarate transaminase activity. The transcript is spliced from 4 exons. The coding region runs from base 203 to 1858 and encodes 551 amino acids. Gene Ontology annotation, biological process: amino acid metabolic process; biosynthetic process.
UAUAUACAAAAUACAAAAUAUAACCAAAAAAAAAAAAAAAGAAAAAAAAAAGAAAGAAAAUCUCCGCCACCAUUUCCAACUUCUUCGCCUUCACUCACUCCCCCUUCCUUUGAAUCCUCCGCCACCACUGCUCACGCCCCUAUCCAACUGAGUGGGAGGUUUCACACAUUCAAACCACCGCCAGUGCCACCAUGUCACGGCCAUGACACGCUCCCGAGACACCUCUCCUUCAAGAACCAGUGGCGGCGGCGGCAGAGGCAGAGGUGGCGGCAGGGGAGAAGGGUCGACGACGGCGAUGAGGGUGAUAGUGCCCUUACAAGGCGUAGUACAAGGCCGCGGUGGGUUGGUGUUAGGCUCCGCUAUACCCUGCGUUCUCUUCUACUUCUUGCAGCUCUACCUCAGGAGAAACCGGGGGGGCGGCCCAAACAGCAAUAGCAAUAGCAGUAGUAGCACCCCGCCGGAGACUUCGUCGUCGUCGAUCCAAUCGCCGGAGGUGAAUUCCGGGCACGUGUUGCAGAGGGUUCAGUCUCGUUUAUUGCUUUCUCCAAGAGCCAGUGGAGGGCAAGCUCAGGUGUCCUCCAGGGCUAAUUCCGUCAUUUCCAGACACACCGAUAAUAGCCCCUCUUAUGUUGGGCUGCAAAGAGCUUCUGAUGACCCUUAUGAUGAAUCUUCUAACCCCAAUGGCGUAAUUCAACUGGGAUUGGCUGAAAAUAGAUUGUCUCUGGAUUUGGUUCAAGAAUGGCUGGCUGAGAAUGUGAAAGAAUCAAUUAUGGGGCCAGAUAUGAAUAUAACAGGAAUUGCUACCUAUCAGCCCUUUGAUGGGUUGAGAGAGUUGAAAGUGGCUGUGACAGGAUUCAUGUCUCAAGUCAUGGAGGAGUCGGUAUCCUUCAGUCCAUCGCAGAUAGUUCUCACGGCUGGUGCUACCCCCGCAAUUGAGAUUCUUAGCUUCUGCCUGGCUGAUCAUGGAAAUGCGUUUCUUGUUCCUUCGCCAUAUUAUCCCGAUCUUGACUGGGAUGUGAAAUGGCGAACUGGAGUUGAAAUUAUACCCGUUCCUUGUCGCAGUGCAGACAACUUCGGUUUAAGUGUAACUGCUCUAGAAAGAGCGUUUAAUCAGGCCAAAAAGCGAGGUCUGAAAGUUCGUGGGCUUAUAAUCUCCAAUCCUUCGAAUCCCGUAGGCAAUCUGUUCAGUCGGGAGACACUUUAUAGCCUUUUGGAUUUCGCAGCGGAGAAGAAUAUUCAUAUUAUUUCCAAUGAAAUAUUAGCAGGAUCAACUCACGGGAGCGAAGAGUUUGUCAGCAUGGCAGAAAUGAUUGAAUCGGAUGAUUUGCAUAGGAACAGGAUUCACAUUGUCUAUGGUCUGUCAAAGGAUCUCUCUCUCCCGGGAUUUAGGGUAGGAGUCAUCUAUACUUUCAACGAAAGUGUUCUGGCUGCUGCUAGAAAACUGACCCGAUUUUCAUCCGUUUCGGUUCCUUCCCAACGAAUUCUUGUCUCAAUGCUAUCAGAUACGAGAUUCAUUAGCGUGUUCAUUAAGAACCAUCGAGAAAGGCUCAGAAGGAUGUAUUCUGAAUUUGUCUCGGGGCUAAAGAAGUUAGGUAUCGAGUGCAUGCAGAGUAAUGGCGGCCUCUACUGCUGGGCUGACAUGAGUGGUUUAAUUCGCUCGUAUGGGGAAAAAGGCGAAAUUGAACUCUGGGACAAGUUGCUAAAUAUAGCCAAGAUAAACGUCACUCCCGGCUCUUCCUGUCACUGUGUUGAACCCGGGUGGUUCCGGUUGUGUUUUACAACAAUAAGCGAAAGGGAUAUUCCGGUUGUCAUGGAAAGAAUCCAAAAAGUGUCUGAAAUUUUUAAGUCUCGCACUUGAAAAGUUUAUAUUGAUUCAUUAUAUUGGAAGAUAAUAAAUUUGUGCAGAUACUUUGGUGUGGAAAGUCCAAAUCGAGGAUUCCAAUCGAGGAUUAUCAACUGAUGCUGAAGCAAAAGAAUUCGGUUUCUUCCCACUUUGAUGACUCUUUGUGAAUCCUGCCAUUUUGCAAUUUCUGGAUUUUACCUUCACCUGGGUUUUUGAAUACUGUAGGUAGUCAAUUAGUUUGUGCAAAGGCAAAUAUGUAAAGGAGAUCAUAUAAUCCAGUUCCCAUGUUCUUCUGCAGACUCAUUGUGAGCUCAUUCUUUUGUUUUUUACUUCUAUAAGCUCAAGGAAAUUAUUUCUCUUA